CAAGCGCAGGCGGUUCAUUCAACGGGUCCCCCAACGUCGCGUUGACGCUUGCAAAUGAUUUUGUCGUGAGUAUUUGAAACUGUCGGACCGACAUCAAGCGAGCGUGGACGACGACGAGUUGCGUUGAAAGCACUUUUGGGCACACUCGCUGAAGCCGACUGCGCGUAAAAGUUGUGUGAAAUGUCUCCCAGCAACAAAGUUGAAAUACUUUGUAGUCCGAGGUAGCACUUUGACUUUCCUCGUCCGGGCGUCGUCAUGGACCCGAGGCGGCUGCUCGCGGCCGUCGGGACCGCUUGGCUCUGCUCGCUGCUCUUCUAUCCGGCGGCGGUGUGUCGCGAUAAGACGCACUCUCACGCCGAGGACGAGCUCUUCGAGACGCUGUUCGCCGGCUACAACAAGUGGUCCAGACCCGUGCCCGACAUCUCCGACGUGGUCAUCGUCAAGUUCGGACUGGCCAUCGCGCAGCUCAUCGACGUGGACGAGAAGAACCAAAUGAUGACGACCAACGUGUGGCUCAAACAGGAGUGGAACGACUACAAGCUUCGCUGGAGGCCGUCGGAUUACGACAACGUGACGUCCAUCAGAGUUCCCUCGCAACUCAUUUGGGUCCCGGACAUCGUCCUGUACAACAAUGCGGACGGCGAGUUCGCGGUGACCCACAUGACCAAGGCGCACCUGUUCCACACGGGCGCGGUGCGCUGGGUGCCGCCGGCCAUCUACAAGAGCUCGUGCAGCAUCGACGUCACCUUCUUCCCCUUCGACCAGCAAAACUGCAAGAUGAAGUUCGGCUCGUGGACCUACGACAAGGCCAAGAUCGACCUGGAGCGCCUGGAGACCUCGGUGGACCUCAACAACUACUGGGAGAGCGGCGAGUGGGCCAUCGUCAACGCCGUGGGCACCUACAACACCAAGAAGUACGACUGCUGCCACGAGAUCUACCCGGACAUCACCUACUUCUUCAUCAUCCGCCGCCUGCCGCUCUUCUACACCAUCAACCUGAUCGUGCCCUGCCUGCUCAUCUCCUGCCUCACCGUGCUGGUCUUCUACCUGCCGUCCGACUGCGGCGAGAAGAUCACGCUGUGCAUCUCCGUGCUGCUCUCGCUCACCGUCUUCCUGCUGCUCAUCACCGAGAUCAUCCCGUCCACCUCGCUGGUCAUCCCGCUCAUCGGCGAGUACCUGCUCUUCACCAUGAUCUUCGUCACGCUCUCCAUCGUCAUCACCGUCUUCGUGCUCAACGUGCACCACCGCUCGCCCAACACGCACAAGAUGCCGCGCUGGGUGCACGCCAUCUUCUUGGAUCUGGUGCCCAGGUGGUUGUUCAUGAGGAGGCCGGCGCCCGGCGCCAGGCGCCGCCGGUCGCUGGAUGAGAGGCGGCGGCGGCGGCGGCGGCGGCGGCGGGGUCGGGCGGCGGCGGCGGCGGCGGGCGUCAGCACCUCGGCCAGCUGGGGCAAAGACGCUCCCUCGCCGUCCCUGGAAGAUCUGGAGCUCGGGACGCUCACGUCCUAUUUCUCCCUCCGCCCGCCGUCGCCGCCGCCGCCGCCCCCGCAGAACGUCGGGCGGCUGUCCGGAAGACGGGCCGGGAGCGCCUGCGGCCGAGUCUCCGCGUGGGACUUCCCGCUCUCGCCGGGCGUCGCGCACGCCCUGGAAGGAGUGCGCCACAUCGCCGAGCACCUGAGGGCGGAGGACGCCGACUUCAGCGUGAAAGAAGACUGGAAGUACGUCGCCAUGGUGAUCGACCGCAUCUUCCUGUGGAUGUUCAUCAUCGUGUGCCUGCUGGGCACCGUCGGCCUCUUCCUGCCGCCUUGGCUCGCUGGCAUGAUUUAGAGGCCCCCGUCCACGAUGGCGCCGAUUUUAUAUUUCAAACCCUCGAAUUAGCCGAACUGUGCUCAUGCUAACAUUAGCAUUGCUAGCAUUCUGCACCCGUCCGCAUCAACACGACCCGCGUACAAUAACGAAGGCUAGCGUGCGAGCUGCCGCGCUCGUACGCGCCUGAUUUAUCAUCAUCUCAACGGGGACCCUAAACAAACAACCUUGUGGUUACACGAUAUUGC
Phycodurus eques (leafy seadragon) is the source of this 2051-nucleotide messenger RNA. It is a transcript of the gene chrna2b, whose product is annotated as cholinergic receptor, nicotinic, alpha 2b (neuronal). Lineage: Eukaryota; Metazoa; Chordata; Actinopteri; Syngnathiformes; Syngnathidae. The record is from RefSeq and is a predicted model, not a curated record. Gene Ontology annotation, molecular function: acetylcholine-gated monoatomic cation-selective channel activity; transmembrane signaling receptor activity. Gene Ontology annotation, cellular component: neuron projection; synapse; postsynaptic membrane. Gene Ontology annotation, biological process: regulation of membrane potential; signal transduction; chemical synaptic transmission.